UGUCGGCGGUCGCUGCCAAAGGGAAGUGAGUUGGGGCUGGAGCGAUGGCCCGGGUCUGGAGCCCGCGGACGCCGCCGCCGCCGCCGCCGCCGCCGCCACCAGCGAGUCGGGAGCAGGGGCGGCCGCAGCCGGAGCGGGGGCCGGAGUCGCGGCUGCAGUGGAGGCGGCGCGUGUGAGUUGCCGAGAGUCGCCCGUGCCGGAACACCUCGAACUCUGGGUGGGAGCGCUUCAGGUGGGCUGAGCCGCCGUCGCCCCUCCUCACCGCGCCCCCAGGCCCAGACAGCAGGGCUGGGGUCUCCCGAGGCGCGGGACUGGCUCCUCUCAGGCCAAGCCCUCCAGGCCGGGCUCUGGGUCUUCCUCGGCCUCUGGCUUCCUUGAAACUCAGGCCGGAGGCCGGAGGACGGUGAUCAUCUCAGACUCAGGCAUUUUCUCUGUCGGGGUUGUAGCGGCUGGGAGCCCCCUCCUGCUGCCAGCUAGGGAGGGAACAGCGCCUUCCCAGCGUCUCGCUCUGCAUCUCCCCCUCUCCUCCCAUUGAAGAACAAGUUUCUUUUUUUCUCUGCAUUGGAAAUUCUACCCCGGAAGUCCAAAACACCCAUCUGUGUCCUUCCCCAGCUCCUGGAGCACCCUUAGAAAUACUAUAUACUGACCAGGUCUGAGAGUCUCUUGACUUGACUUUUUAUUCUCUUUGGGAGACAAAGGUUCCCCCCUCGUCCACGUCCAACACCCCCUUCGGUAACUGACAGUGCAUGCCUAGGGCUUUAUCCAUUUGGAUCACCAGCUCCCUGGCCAUCUUUAUGUGACUUCCCCUACCCAUCUGAGUUACGGUUUCCUCUGGGCUCCAAUCUCCAGCCCCCAGCGGAUCUGGUCAGUCCCACUCCUGGGUGGGACUGACCAGAGGGGCUCUGGCCCAGGAUUCCUCACCCUGGAAGGCGGCUCCAAGGCCUCGAGAGAACUGGGCGUCGGGUACGAACCUGGCAGCUCAGGAGUGGGUGCUCCACUUACCCCACACAAGAAGAUGAAAAAGCGCAAAGAGCUCAAUGCACUGAUCGGCUUGGCUGGGGACAGCCGGAGAAAGAAGCCCAAGAAAGGCUCAGGCCACCGCCUGCUUCGCACCGAGCCUCCUGACUCAGACUCUGAGUCCAGCUCAGAGGAGGAAGAGGAAUUUGGUGUAGCUGGAAAUCGCUCUCGCUUUGUCAAGGGAGACUAUUUGCGAUGCUGCAGGAUCUGUUACCCCCUCUGUGCUUUCGUCAUCCUUGCCGCCUGCGUCGUGGCCUGUGUUGGCUUGGUGUGGAUGCAAGUUGCUCUGAAGGAGGAUCUGGAUGCCCUCAAGGAAAAAUUUAGAACAAUGGAAUCUAAUCAGAAAAGCUCAUUCCAAGAAAUUCCCAAACUUAACGAAGAACUACUCAGCAAACAAAAACAACUUGAGAAGAUUGAAUCUGGAGAGCUGGGAUUGAACAAAGUCUGGAUAAACAUCACAGAAAUGAAUAAGCAGAUUUCUCUGCUGACUUCUGCAGUAAACCACCUCAAAGCCAAUGUCAAGUCAGCUGCAGACUUAAUUAGCCUGCCUGCCACUGUAGAGGGACUUCAGAAGAGUGUUGCUUCCAUUGGCAAUACUUUAAACAGCGUCCAUCUUGCUGUGGAGGCAAUACAGAAGACUGUGGACGAACACAAGAAAACCAUGGAGUCACUGCAGAGUGAUAUGAAUCAGCACGCCUUAAAGGAAACCAGUGGAAGCAACCAGAUCAUUCCAUCACCGUCAGCUACAUCUGAACUUGACAGUAAAACCCACAGUGAGAAUUUGAAACAGGAUAUCCUGUACCUCCACAACUUUUUAGAGGAGGUAAACAGUGCCCUAGUGGGGUACCAGAGAGAGAAUGAUCUUAAACUCAAGGGGAUGAAUGAGACAGUCAGUAAUCUUACCCAGAGAGUCAACUUGAUAGAAAGAGAUCUGAUUGCUAUGAGCAAGGUAGAAAAGCGAGCGAACCUGUCCUUCAGCAUGAUGAAUGAUAGAGCUGCCACUCUGAAGAGAGAGUCUUUGCAUCAAGUGACCAACAGAACAGAGUCAGUAAAAUCCCAGAGCAUAAAGAAAGAAGAUAGUUCAGAUUCUCAGGUAUCCAAGCUCAGAGAGAAACUGCAGCUGAUCAGUGCUCUCACAAACAAACCUGAGAGCAGCAGGCCUCCAGAGACUGCCGAUGAAGAGCAAGUUCAGAGUUUCACAUCAAAGCCAUCAGCAUUGCCAAAAUUGCCACGGUCUCUUGGAGGCCAGACUGAGAAAGCUGCCCAGCUAAGGCCUGUCUCCCUACCAGGAAUUUCUAGCAUCGAAGAUCUUCAGGAUUUAUUCCAUAAGACUGGGCAGGAUGUGGAUGGGAAGCUGACCUACCAGGAAAUCUGGGACUCCUUACAUUCUGCUGUGCCAGAACCAGCGCGUUUGAGGGAGUUUGAUUCUGAUGGAGACGGAAGAUACUCAUUCCUGGAGCUAAGAGCAGCUUUAGGUGUCUAGCCUCAUCAGGCUUAUUUUAAAAAUGGAUGUAUGCCCUGGACUACCUAAUAUCUACUCAGCUAACAAAAACAACCCUUCUACCUACCCAUCAAUCCUCCAGUCCUCCAAACUACAGUAGCAGACACAUUGCCACCUUUUAACUUGUUUGAAAAAGCUAUGUAAAAGUUAUUUUUUUAAAAAAGACCAUUUUACUUAUAAUAUGAUCUUCAGAAAUCUAUGAUUUCCUUAAACCAGUAGGAUCUUAAUUUUAAAAUUGCCAGAAGAAAAGUCAAGCCCUCUUUUUUUCUCUUUCCUUUUUUUUUGAGGGGAGGAGACCUUAUCUUUUAAAACUGGAAAAUGUGUAUAUAGAGAGAAUAAGCCACCUUUUAUAUUUCGCAUAAAUUUGCCUUAAAUUAGCUGCACUUUAUACAGACUCAGAAAAUGUCUUUGCUUUAACAGACAGACCUUUUCUGUUUGUAAAUAUUUAAAAUGAAAGAAAGAGUUGUGCAUAUUUUGUGGGAAGUAGGAAGAAUGGUUUGAAACAGGACGUGAACAAAUGACUUGCUGUUAAAAAUUGCUAAUCUGAUCUGGUAGCAGCUUGAAGCUGUGUCCCCAUCUCCUUAAGACAUCCUCUUUGGGUGCUGCCAUGGGGUUUGGCCUGGUGCUGGGGGAGUAGAUUUAGGGAGUGGACACUGGGGACGGUGCUGCCUCCAGGCUCAGGAUUCUGGCUCUUUGGUCUAUCCUCUCAGCUCCUCCCAACCUGUGAACCAGAGAAGUCUUGUUGGGGAUUUUCUCUCUUUUAAUCCUGUUUCAGGAUUUAUGAGCAUAAAAAGUUAUCCAGUGGGAGCUACAUUUCCUCCCUGAGUGAACUAGAUUAUCUUCCCCCACGCACCCACUCAAGUCUACCUUUAAGCCGUAGCUGACUUUCACUUCUGAUACUGUCUCCAUUCUGAAUGGCAGGGCUGCAGUCCUUCGGCCACUGUCUCAGCCUGGCUACUCAGGAACUAUAGAGGAAAGCUCUGCCUCUAAUUUUGAUCCAGGAAACUUCUUGAGAUUUUACCUGGGGCCUAACCAAGAACCUACUAUGUUCUUCUGUGGGCUAAGGCCAAAAAGGUUGUGAAAUGAAACACCUGAAAUCAUAUUAGGUUUCCUGACAAUUACAGCUCAGAAAUAGCUAGAGGCUUUCUGUCCAGAGGAUGCCAAACAUGGCAGGCAGGCCUAGGGCGGGGGGCUUCACGUUAUGGCAGCAAAUCUAAUACAAGCAAGUGCAGUACUUCUCCCAUUAAAUGCUUCUGUAGCCCUGCUACUAAAGGUCCCUGAACUGGAAGGAAUUAUUCCUCCAUGUCACCUCUGUGUGUGCUGUGUUGAUCUUAGAAGCAAUCUUCAGGCAACACAAAAGGAAACCUGCAAAACUUAACUCUGCUGUAGGCCAAGUCAGGGAGAAACUGGAGAAGCUUUCAGACUUCUCUAGUAAAGCUUGUUUCCAUUUUAACUUUGUCCAAGUUGCCCCGUUAGCCACGGAUGCGGUGGAGCACCCUUAAAUAUUUAAGGGCUGUUUUUUUUCUUUAUAUGAUGUUCAGGUCGGUGUUGGCUAACCUUGGGUUUUUUUUCUAGAAAUAUUAAAAUUUAGUUAAAGUAGGAUGAAGUCUUUUCCCAUGAAUGUGUCUGCUUACCUCAUUAUGGCUUACGCUUCUCGCUCUAUUUCUCUCAAACAAUUCCUUUGCCUACCUAUGCUAUUUUACUUUCUUGGAAAGGUUUAAAUAUAGUAUAAAAUUAGCCUGGCACUUUAGGUAACUUGAAGAUAACUUACUCUUCUGGCUGCCUUUCAUGCCCCCCCCUUUUUAAUAUAUAUACCCUUGCAGAUUUUGUAACAACCAAAUAAAAUUCUAGCAAUAAAUUGAAUUAUACUGCUAUAUUUAUAUGUACUGUACCAUAAAUAGUAUGUCUGUACCUGGAAGGUAUUUUUUUGAGAACAGAUUUAUAUGAAGUAUACUUGAGGGUAAUGUAGCUUGUCCUUUUUAGUUUCAAAUUCUUAUUCAUAGGCAAAUACUUGGAGGACACCUUAACUCUUCGUAUAUACUUUUCUUUUGCAUCAGCUGUGCUUUUUAGUUUAGCCUCCAUUCUUCCCACCUGAAGCUUGUCCGCCACCUACCAUCAUCCCUGAGCCAGCUGGAUGGUUCCAUCCUCUCCCCACCAGAUUUGGCAGAAGUGUUCCUGCUGCACCCUCAGACCUGCGAGUACCCUUGCCACACCGCCUGGGAAGGUGCCAUAUCUCCCAGGCAGAACUAGGACAUCUUGAACUCCUUUGUUCUAAGUUGAGCAUAUUCAUUGGCUUAAAAAAAGAAUUCUCAUAAGCCUUUAUCAUUAUUAAUUUGGGAUUUUUAUUUGAAAGUUGUCUUAACUUAUCCAGCCUAUGAUUCGUGUCGAUCUCUAAUCAAGCCUCACCUACCACACCUCAGCCCUGAGAGGAAGGCUAGGUAGUAGUAGUGAGUUUGGUUUUGGUUUUCGUUUCAAAUGCUUUUACCUUUGCACUCCGGCAGCUCCUCCUGCUGCUUUCCUGAGUUACCCAAAGCAUGUCUUCUUGGUCCUGUUUUUCUUUCGCCUUUUAUCUGGUAUAAUGUUUACCUAGAGAGCCUCCCCCAUAAAUCAGAGAGGCAAUGUAUUAUAGGAAGAGAAGAACCAAAAGAAGAGAGAACCUGGCUUAGGGAUGACUGUAGUGUCGUCUUAAAGGCCGAGAAGGGCCUGGCUCUUAGGAUUGUGUCUGAUACAGCACAGCUGAAGAGUGGACACCCUUCACCUGCUGCUGGUUUCUUUCCCUUCCUUUGGCGUUCCCCCUCACGUUAUAUCUCUGGCCGUAACCACAUCUGCACGCCCCCACGCCCCCCAUGUUGGUCCUGCCGGUCACAGUUGAAGAUUUUGACUGUGAUGGGCUCAUACUCAUAUGGCCUGCUGUUGAGUUGUUUUUAGUAUCAGCUUUUGUUUGCUACACCUCAUUGGCUUGCUUACCAACGCCAGUUUGAUAUGGUCCCCUCUUUCAUAUCCAAACCAGAAAACAUUUGGGUAUUCCUGAGACUUUAUAGAGCGUGUACUGUUUGUUAUACGAACCUAACCUACCUUGUUGUUUUCUCAUAUUAAGAAAUGUAAAUCUACUUUGCUUAAGUGGAGCUAUUUUGGUAAUGUUUAAGCAAUUUUGGUUCUGUUUAGGGAGGGAAUUCAAGAUUUCCAUCACUUGAUUUGGGCUUUGCUAAUUUAAUAUCAGUAAUAAAACAAUUUUAAUUUAAAUAAAACAUUUCUUUUUUCUCUCA
Molecule: messenger RNA, 5784 nt
Organism: Orcinus orca (killer whale)
Lineage: Eukaryota; Metazoa; Chordata; Mammalia; Artiodactyla; Delphinidae
Gene: EFCAB14
Product: EF-hand calcium binding domain 14
Exons: 11
Coding region: 1016-2500 (494 amino acids)
Molecular function (GO): calcium ion binding
Source: RefSeq, a predicted model, not a curated record